AUGGUGUUAUAUGAAGAAGAGAAGAAAAAGCCUAAGAAAUCGAAGAAGACAGAUGGUGGGUCUUCGGAAAAAGUGGUGAAGGCAGAAAAGAAGAAGAAAAUUCCAGUGGUUACAGCUGAUACUGUCGAAGAGGUAUCUCCAAUUUUAACCUCAGUGGUUGAUACACCAAUAAUCGAAGCGUCUCCAUUGACAGAAAUGAUUCCUUCGAAGACGGGUGUUUUUCGAUGUAUCAAAAUAAAGAGAAAGUCUCAGCUGAUGAAGAAAACACAAGUCACACAUCAAGGGGUCACAGUUCGGGAAAUUCCAGCUCCGAAUCAAAGACUUGAAGAAGUUGAGCAAGUUCAUGAGACACUAGAAAUUAUACUUCAAGAAGAAGCGAAGACCAGUCCGCCUGUUGGUCUAUCGAAGGCUGCUGUUUCGAAGCCUCUUGAAAUAAGUUCACUACCCCAGGUUACAUCCACAACUGAUUCUCCCACAUUUCAAUUUAUUAUGGAUCAACCAUUCACCACCAUAUUCUCAACUCAAUCAACUAAUCCACCCCAUCCAUCCUCACCUAUUAAUGAAAUUGUGGCUGCUGAUGUUGAAACCGAUAAUGAAGGAUUUGGAGGAAUGUUCAAAGCUCUUCAUUUUGAUCAAGCCGAAGAAGAUUUCCCUAGCCACAUGUUGAUGACCAUGAAGCAGUUUAAGAUUUUGAAUUUGAAAUUGAAUUCUAUCUUGCAAUCCCAAGCAGAUGUGGGCAGUGGUGGAGUUACAAGCAUGAAAGUUGAUUCAUUAAUGAAGGUGAUGGAAGGAAGGGUGAUUUCGAAGGCAUCAGGGUUGAUUAGGGAUUUGGAGAGUCGAGUUCUUGAGAAGGUUGAUAAGAAUGAUAUUUCUACAGAGAAUCGAAUCAAUUCUCUGAGAUCUGAUUUUGUGACGGAAUUAAAGGAUCUAAAGAUUGUUACGAAGGAGCGUCAUGUUCUCUUCGUACAAGAAGUCAAGAAGGUGGUGACAAAACCAAGUGUUAUUCCAGCAGGUCCAGUUACUUCGACUGUGAUCACAACAAUUCCACUUCCAAAACCAAGUUCAAAAGGUGUUGUGAUUGGGAAGCAAGCUGAUGUUUCUUCAUCCGGAAAAAUGGUUUUGUCAAGCGUCGAAGACAAGGGAAAAGGAAUUUUGGUUGAGAAGACUAAACAAGAGAAGAAAGCUGAGGUGGCAGCUAAGGGGUCCGUACUAAGUGAUUACAGAUAA
Molecule: messenger RNA, 1227 nt
Organism: Lactuca saligna
Lineage: Eukaryota; Viridiplantae; Streptophyta; Magnoliopsida; Asterales; Asteraceae
Source: the annotation of a GenBank genome assembly